Adelges cooleyi (spruce gall adelgid) is the source of this 3522-nucleotide messenger RNA. RefSeq lists its product as uncharacterized. Bases 2068 to 3387 code for a protein of 439 amino acids. The record is from RefSeq and is a predicted model, not a curated record. Lineage: Eukaryota; Metazoa; Arthropoda; Insecta; Hemiptera; Adelgidae. The transcript is spliced from 13 exons.
GGCCGGUCUGACAGGCGUCAAAGACGGUUACUUGCGUUUUGUGUUGAAAGCAUGGGAUCCGACUGACCGUUCGGGCCGCACCGUCCGACUGGCCCUGGUCGAGUAUCCGUCGACCGCGGAAAAGGCCAUGCAGGGAACCGGGUUCGAAGUGGUAGUGCCAGCUACUGCGUUUACCGCGGCCAGUCCUGUCUACAUGGAUUUAUCGUGGAACAACGGGUUCGUCGUGCUCACGGCCACUGCCGGCGGACACACCAAGGAAGUGUUCAGCCAAGAGCUAGACGCCACCACACUACCGCUAUUGCCCAUCUCGUACCUGAGUAUUUCCGGUGUGGCGGCCGUCGUCGGAUAUCCUCAUUGUACAGCCGGAUGUGAAGAACACGUAACUAACAACGAAGGAAAUUAUAGAAUUUGGCCUUUGAGAAGAACAGAAUUUUUCGGUACUGAACUAAUAUUCUCCAUCCGCGCUGUGCUGUCGGCGUCCAUUACUUAUUAUACAGCUCCUUCAAAACAUGUGCCGAGGCUUAAUAUCACUCUACAGGCUCGACCUUUAAGUCAAAUAAUUAUUUCUUACUUGGAAACAACGACAGGUGAAGAACAAGAAGUGUAUCGACAAUCUUUAGACGCUGAGCGAAUCUUUUCUUAUUGGACAUGGCAUCAAUAUACAAUCACUAUUUUAGAUAAAAAGUUGCAAGUUCAAAAGCUAAACAAACAUAACAAAACGAUUACGUUGUUAAGCAUAACAGAUUACAAAUUUCAAUUUUUCCACUGGUUCGGUAUCGGCUCAAAGACCGUAGCACACUGGACACUUUAUUGCAGCGGACCCGGGAGUGAGUGUUGUCGAUUUGCCAACAAAAAACGGGACGAGGAUUUUAAAUUGCGUUAAUCACCACACAGACUACCCUUUGCCCGUGGCCGAGUUACCGGAAUGUACGAUUUCGGAAAUGGCUAGCGAGUACAGAGGAUCUAAGUGGAUCACCGAAGACGGUCAACAGUGUCUUCCUUGGAACAUCACUUCUGUGCGAAAAAAAGUAAAAGAAAAGCAAUUGGUGGACGGCAGUUAUGCGGCGGCCAAGAACUAUUGUCGGAAUCCGACUAAUGACCCCAAAGGUCCGUACUGUUACGUGGCCACCGCAGGGACUAUAGUGCUGAAACGACAGUGUCGGAUUCGGAAGUGCAGAAAUACGGGUAAACAGCCGUGGUGUAUAAUACAACGUUGUUAUUUACUUAAAAAUUUUAACCGUGAACUAUUGUUGCCCGUUGGUAAGAAUGUCACGUCGCUGGAGUGGCUACCGACUACGUCGGCACUUUGAAUAAGACCAUAUCGAACCGCACGUGUUUGAAGUGGACCAAGAGGGCCAAUUUGAAAUAUUUUUUCCCAGAUAGAUCUACAAAGGACGCGUCCAACUAUUGUCGGAAUCCAACGAGAGAACCCACCGGAGUUUGGUGUUACACCGGAGACAAUGCUGAGACGGAUCUGUGCGACGUACCCAGUUGUACGGUCGACGAUUCUGAAGCGUUGUUGGUUGGCGGUGAGGCCGGUAGGAACGUGCACUGGAUAUACGUGAUGCCCGAAUGGAGGGUAACGGGAAUGCGAGUUCGACUUAAGUAUUGGAUGCCAACCGUAUACGAAGGAGUAGCGCUUUACUUCAAGAGUUUUGACGAGGCUGCUGGAUACGAUGUCCUUGAAUUGGGUGCCGAAAAAAACGAAAAGCUCAAACUUUACAAGACGGACGGAUCGGGUGAUAGGAGUCGAGUAAAAGAACAGGUGUUUCCGCACUUGUUGUUGGCCGGAAAAUGGAGAGAGUUCCGGUUUAACAUGGACGCAUCCGGUUCGGUGGAAAUGCGUUCGGAAGACGACGAGGCGACAAUAAUGCAAUGGUCGAGGGACGAUCACUUGCCCUCAAAGAACAAACGCAUCGUGUUUGUCGGAGUAUCAUCCAUUGAUGAGGGUUAUGUCGGCAUUGUUUGACUCAUAUUUCGACAUCCGAAGAGUUUUCCGUUUACUUACCGAUUAACUUUCAUUCGGCCGCGAGUCUCGGAGAAGCUGAAAACAAAAUUAAUUUUUACAUGAGACACCAAGGAACAACACGAAUAGCGCUGAUACAACAGCGAUUGGACAGGCGUUAUGAACUGGAAAUCCAAAGCAACAGAGUCACGUUUUCGUGGUGGUCCAAAGACGUGCCACCAAAAGUAUUGGGAGUACAUGAAUUCGAAUCCGACGUGAUCAAACAUAACUCGUGGAGCGAUAUUGAUUUAAAGUGGACCGAAUCAACCUUGCGGUUCAAAUGUUACGUAGGUUUGCGAAUUUGGACUUUGCCGGCGGAUUCGGCCCCGCUGUUGGUCCGGUACUUCUCAAUAGCCAACCGGAAUGGUCGAACCACGUGGACCGUCAACUGUGACCCACCCGAAAUAGAUGGAAAGCCCAGAGACGGCGGAUGGAGUGAGUGGAGCGAAUGGCAGUAUUGCUCCAAGACGUGUGGCACCGGGAUGGGAACCCGAAGUAGACAAUGCAAUCAACCUAAGCCAAAUAUGUUUGGAAAACCCUGUACCGGGCCGUCCGUAUCGAAAGGCCAGUGUAACGUGCACGAGUGCGGUCAGUUAUCCGAAAAAGCUAUCAAGGCGGUGAACGAUAGGCUAAGGAAUCAAACACACAACGUGAGGGCCAUCGAGGGCGACACGUUGUCGUUGUCGUGUGAUAAGCAUAUCGUCGAGAUCGUCAAAAGAGACUUGGUAAAUCCCAAAUUCAAGUGGCUUAAGAACGGUAGACUGUUGGCUGGUAAUAAGAAAAUGGUCGAAGAUCGCGAAAGCUGUAAACUAGUGAUUCCAAAAUGCUCGUAUAAAAAUGCUGGAGUGUACGCGUUUACAGUACAGCCACCCGAGUCGCAAAUAGUCGUCUUAAAAUUGUUUGCAGUGACUAUCAAACAAAAACCCACGUCAGUCUAUCUGGGAGAUAAAAUUCAAGUGCAGUGCAAUGCAGUCACGUUAGGAUAUUUUUUCGGGGGUUUGUCCCAACAAUGGAUACUGAACGAUAGUUUUAUAAUCAAAGACUAUGGAAUUACUACAUUAGCGGUUGUCGACGUAGACACCAUAACCGUAGAAAAACUGAAUUUCCAAGGCACUUGGACUUGCGUUGUCCGACACGCGAAAAUGAACAGCACUUGGACGACUGAAAUAAGAUAUAUUAAAAUUAUAGGUCCGUCGACUGCGUGGACGCGGUUAAUGCAAGACCCCAUGAUAAAAAUGAUAUUUUGGAAAGUCAAUUCACCAAUAAUAAUGGUUAGAAUAUGCGUAGUAUUGAUUAUGAGCGUGUGCUUAUGUACCUGGGGUGGAGCUUGUGUAUUUAACAGAUGGCGCAAGCAGCCAACGAAAAAGAACAAUACACGAUGAAAAUUAUUUGGUCGCGUUAUCAAUUACUCACAGAACUUUUCUUUAUGAAAAAUUAAUUUUAACCAUUAAUCCUGGUUCUAUUACUUGAUUUUCCACUUGUAAAAUGGACAGUUUGAUAAGUUGGUUUGUUUAUUU